UGCUCUGGUGCCUUUCUGUGAACAAUCAGAAUCCGAGCAGUCAGGCAGGUUCGUUCAGUCCUGAUCUGAUUCAGAUUUUAUUGGAACGAGAAGCUGCUCGCUGGAUCGAGUCCAUGCUGAAUUAAAAGUGCGUUACCCGCUGACAGCUGACAGGGUUCCUGUAGGGGCCUCGGGCAACUCAUACAUCCAGGACAUGGAGCUGAGGGAGGAGUGGCAGGACGACGGCUUCCCCAGCCCUUUCCCAGAGGACUGUGGGAGUCCAGAGGAGGCAGAGAGCCCGUCAGGUAGCACGCAGCACCCAGCUCCGCCCACUACCCUCGCCCUAUCAGGAACAGUUGGGGGUGGGGCCAAGAAGCGCCUGGUAGCCCCAUCACUCAGCCUCACUCUGGGCCGCAGUGAUUCUCACGACCAGAGCAACGACGGCUUCUCUGCCGCUGCGCUGUCGACGACGCCAGAUGAGACGCCAUCACUGGAUAUCAACCUGGAGGCUCUGGAGACGCCUUCAGGCAGCGAAACAGGAACGCUGCCAGACAGCCACCACGAGCUGGAGUGGGAGGAUGACCUCCCACGGAUGUCGAGGGGCGGGGCCGUGGGCAUGUCGAGGAGCCCGGUUGAGCAGUCAGAGGGUCUGAUUGAGCUGGACAAGGUGGACAACGAGGGACGCCGCUGGAGGAGGUUCUGCAUUGCUGGACAUGAAUACCACGUCAACAUGAGCGUCCUGGAGCCGUACCUGCAGGUCCUGUCACAUGGAGGUUACUAUGGAGAGGAUAUGAACGCCAUCAUCCUGUUCACCUCCUGCUACCUGCCGGAGAACACGGUGGACGACUAUGAGUAUGUCAUGGACAACCUGUUCAGGUACAUUGUGGGAACGUUGGACCUGAUGGUUUCAGAGAACUACAUGCUGGUCUACCUGUGUGCCAUGGCUCCCAGAAACAAACUACCGUCCAUCAAAUGGCUCCACCAGUGUUACACGUCCAUUGACAGGAGGCUGAAGAAGGACCUGAAGGGGCUGCUGGUCGUCCAUCCUGCCUGGUACAUCAGAGCUCUCCUCACACUGGUCAAACCCUUCAUCAGUGAUAAGUUCAGCAGGAAGAUUCGGUUCAUUCACAGUCUGAGGGAACUGUCUCAGUUCAUCCCCACAGAGAGACUACAGAUCCCAGAUGCUAUACGGCGGUUUGAUGAGAAGCUGAACAGAUGACGAUCACAGAGGUCGACAGACUGGAUGGAUCCUAAAGGUCAAAGGUCAUCGGGAUUUCUCCAUGUACAGAACAAACACACAGAGACUCUGGGUUUAUUUAUACUGUCUUUAAAUCAGGGGAGGGUAAGUUAAGCGUCUGGUUCUCCUGCAGCUUCAGACUCAGGUGGUCUACCUGUGGACCCUCACCAGGUGUCAGGACAGGUAGAUGGAGCUGGAUCUCAAAGUGUGAAGCUGUCGCAGGAAACCAUCAUGUGUCUGAUUCAGGACUGUAGAUCCUGAACACUGUACAAACUCAUGAAUCAUGUAAAUAUGAUCAUUUAUCUUUAAAGUCACCUGCGUCUGUCGGCUGCUGCAGGAAGAACUCAUGUACUAAGUUUAUAUAUGUUCACUGUAACACAGUUUGAUGGCAGCAGCUGAACACACUCAGGUUACAGCACACUGAGCAGGUGUUUGACCUGUCGCACUAACACCUACCUGUAAUAAAAGCAACGAUCAAAUCUUUUUAACUUAAUUAGACCAGUUUGUUUUUCACAUUUUUACUCUUUUACAACAUAAACAAUCUGAUCCUAAAGGUGGAACAACUCAAUGAUUAUGUUUCUGGGUCUAAAGCACACAACUUGUGGAUUUAAUAACAUUUUAUAAUAUUUAAUGACAUGACUGUCACCACCAGACUCCGUGUGUCAAUCUGGAGAAAUUAUAUGAAUUAAAAAACUUCAUUAAUCAA
Molecule: messenger RNA, 1922 nt
Organism: Epinephelus moara (kelp grouper)
Lineage: Eukaryota; Metazoa; Chordata; Actinopteri; Perciformes; Serranidae
Gene: bnipl
Product: BCL2 interacting protein like
Exons: 10
Coding region: 194-1198 (334 amino acids)
Biological process (GO): apoptotic process
Cellular component (GO): cytoplasm
Source: RefSeq, a predicted model, not a curated record